Messenger RNA from Aspergillus ibericus CBS 121593, 2421 nucleotides. RefSeq lists its product as uncharacterized. The record is from RefSeq and is a predicted model, not a curated record. Bases 1 to 2412 code for a protein of 803 amino acids. Gene Ontology annotation, biological process: positive regulation of transcription from RNA polymerase II promoter by galactose; DNA-templated transcription. Lineage: Eukaryota; Fungi; Ascomycota; Eurotiomycetes; Eurotiales; Aspergillaceae. Gene Ontology annotation, molecular function: DNA-binding transcription factor activity, RNA polymerase II-specific; zinc ion binding; RNA polymerase II cis-regulatory region sequence-specific DNA binding. The transcript has 5 exons. Gene Ontology annotation, cellular component: nucleus.
AUGCCCCCCAAAUCGAAUGGUGUUACCAAGCAACGUACUCCGCGCCGGAAGGUUGCCUUAGCGUGCGAUGCAUGCCGAGAGAAGAAGAUCCGCUGCGAUGGUGAGAAACCGAUCUGUGGGUCGUGUCUGAGACGUUCCCAUGGCAUUGCGCAAUGUGUAUACAGCAUGGAAAACCCCAGAACGGCUAGUCAAGAUGAGUAUAUCCGGGUUCUGCGCUCGCGGAUCACUGAACUAGAAGAGAUCUGUCUGCAAGCAGGAGUUUCGUCACCAACCCUCCGUGAGGAUGCAUACCAAAAAGACUCUCGUAUGGACACAGUACAAUCAGGAAGCCCACAUCAACAGUCAAGUCCUCAAACCGUCGCCGAUGAUCAAGUGCGUCGAACAAUCACCACACUUCCCGACGUUGAGCAGCAUGUGGCCGUCCAGGAGCCCGUAAUGUCAGAAGCAGGCCAUAGCCAUCAGCAGAGCUCGUCACGUUCCUUCCACGCGGGUCCAACUCCCAGUUCCACCAUCCGAGGCAACUCAGAUUCUAAUGUUCCUCGAGGGAGAAGGCAUAUGUACAUCCCCUCUGAACCGAGCUCAGUAUCGCCACAUUUUGAUACUCCGGGCCAUGUCACAGCCAUGGGGCAAAUUUCUGCACCGGAUCAUGCAUUGGCAUCUCCGACCCCGGUCAGAGAAUUUUACGGAUCCUCCUCGACCGCGUCCCUGAUGAGGUUCGCGCGCGUUUCCAUCCCUUGGCAGUCAUCCACGUCGGCCAGCGCUGGCCCUGACUCAGGCCACUAUCAAUUCCGUGAAUCGCCCAACACGCAGUUUCAGCUUAAUGACUUCACAUUGCCCCCACGCUCGGUAGCAGAUCACCUCCUGGACUGUUUUUGGGACCGUAUAGCCUGCAUCUAUCCCUUCUUUGACCGAGCCAGCUUUGAGAAAGCAUAUGAAAAUCUGUGGAAAUCGAGGAAGGAAGAGAUGAAUGAGCUACCUGACAUGCACAUCGGUCUUGGUGGACAGUUUGACUCCACACCCAAGUCGAUCGUGUUUCAUUGCGCUCUUAAUGUGAUGUUUGCGCUUGGCUGUCAUUUUUCGGACAUUUCGCUCCACGAGCGGGAGGCAACCGCACACUCCUUUUUCCUACGCUCGAAGCGCUUCGUAGGCCUAGAUCUGCUCGAGAUCCAUACGGUCGGGGUCGUUCAGGCCUUGCUCAUGGUGGCGCUAUAUCUGCAGAGUAGCCCCUACCCGAGUAGAUGCUGGAAUGCAAUCGGACUGGCCUGCCGUCUCGCCCAGGGCCUGGGCUUGCAUGAAGCCAAGACCCCAUCCUCGAUGACGUUUCUAGAAACAGAAGUUCGCCGGCGGACAUGGCAUGGCUGCGUGAUGUUAGACGUAUCCGUGAGCAUGACCCACGGCCGACCGAGCAUGACCAGCCAUCUAGCCCCAAUCCCGUUGCCUGAUGCUUCAGAUGCAGAUGCUCCUUUGCACUUCUAUGUGGCAACAAUCGAGCUGUAUCGGAUUUUGGAUAGAGUUCUGUCAGAUGUGUAUAACAUGUGGCGCGGCCGGUCCAAUGAGGGUGUGAACACAUGUACGUCUUGGUCGGAGGGCAGUUUCGAUCCUCUGCUAGAUUUGGAACGACAACUACAGUCUUUUCAAGACAGUCUACCUUUGGACCUGAACUGGGUCACCCCUGAGCGAGAGCACCCUGUCGAGUCGGCUAUUCUCGCUCGACAACGAAACAUUAUUCGCUCACGGUACUAUUAUAUCCGCCUCUUACUAUACCGGCCAUUUUUCACACAAGUCUGCUCAGAUAAGAGUUCACCUGCUCCGAGCCGGCAAGGCAGGUGUCCAGCCUGGGGAGAUGCAAAGAGUUCUCUUCAAUCCUGCAUUGUUGACAAGUGCGCAGCUACCUGUGUUUCAACGGCAAUUGAUUUGGUUCAGUUGACAUAUGAGACGUACUCGACGCCAUUUACCGAUGGUUGGUGGUAUAAUGGGUUUUAUGCGUCCACAUGCGCCCUGGUCCUUAUUUUGGCCUCCUCGGUCCCAUCGCUAUCAAACUCGGUCAAUCCCACAGUAAUCGAAGAAUCCUGGAAGAAGAGUGAAACCGUCCUCGCCCACAUGGCUACAUUUAGCCAGUCGGCACGGACUUCGCUCCGCUUCUUACAAGCCGCCUUCCAUCAAACGGCACACAGCCGGCUUUCUUCCCGGCCCGCUCCAGGAGACGUUCCGAACUCCGGUGUACACUCUACACCGGAUGAGCCUACGACCGUCCCCCGUACCAGCCCACUCGCAUUAGACUCAUCGUAUUGGACAGACUCCGACUAUGGUUUUGGCACGUUGCAAGAUGACCUGGGUCUGCUUUCAUGGAUCGAUGUGCCUGACAUGCGGCAAUGGCUACGGAGUGAAUCGCGUCCUGCAUGUAAUUCUUAACCAUCUAAU